AUGUCAUCUCAACCUGCGACGUCACUCGAUUUCCUAUGGCUGAAAGGCCUCAAGGACUCUCCUAAUGCUGUGCCUACGCUGGCGGUCAUGGGUGCCGCAAUGGUGGUGUAUUUCCUCUACCAGGUUAUGUUUGCCACGGAUAUUCCUCACAUCAAAGGAAUUCCUGAGAUUCCCGGUGCAGUCCCUAUCUUUGGUCAUCUCCUGAAACUUGGCGAGGACCACGCCACAGUCUGCGAGAAAUGGUGGCGGCAGUACAAUCACUCUGUCUACCAGAUCAUGCUGGGUAACACCCGCGCCGUGGUGGUGAACUCCUUCGAGGACUGCAAGAAGAUGCUCCUGGGAAACCAGAACGCAGUCAUCGACAGGCCCAAGCUCUAUACUUUCCAUGGCGUCAUAAGCAGCACCCAGGGCUACACCAUCGGCUCCUCGCCGUGGGACGAGUCGUGCAAGAAGAAGCGCAAGGCCGCCGGAACCGCGCUCGGACGCCCGGCGCUGCGGAACUACCACCCCAUGUUUGACCUGGAGAGCUACUGCAUCCUGCGGGACAUCAAGAAGGACAGCAAGAACGGCGAGAUAGAGCUCGACAUCCGGCCUUACAUCCAGCGCUACGCCCUGAACACCACUCUUACUCUCUGCUACGGCAUCCGCAUGGACGAGGUGUACGACGACCUGCUGCGCGAGAUCCUGCACGUCGGCUCCGCGAUCUCGCUGCUGCGCUCGGCGUCGGAGAACUACCAGGACUACGUGCCGAUGCUGCGGUACGUGCCGAACAACGAGAAGAACGCGCGCAGCAAGGAGCUGCGCGACCGCCGCGACACCUACCUGAACCUGCUGCUCGACAAGGUGCGCGUCAUGAUCAAGGAGGGCACCGACAAGCCGUGCAUCUCCGCCGCCAUCCUCAAGGACCAGGAGACGAAGCUCACCGGCGUCGAGGUCUCCUCCAUCUGCCUCUCGUUGGUGUCUGGCGGCUUCGAGACCAUCCCCGGCACGCUGACUUCCGCCAUUGGCUCUCUCUCAACCCCGGAAGGUCAGAUAUGGCAGGACCGCGCGUACGAGGAUAUCAAGCGCCACUACCCAGAUGUCCGCGAUGCGUGGACGAGCAGUUUUGUCGAGGAGAAGAUCCCGUACAUCAACGCCAUCAUCAAGGAGGCCGGCCGCUACUACACCGUCAGCGCCAUGAGCUUGCCGCGGAAGACUGUCACGGAGGUGAACUGGAAUGGGGCCAUUAUCCCGGCCAAGACUAUGAUUCUGAUUAACGCGCAGGCUGGCAAUCACGACGUCGACCACUUCGGCCCCAACGCCUCCAAGUUCGACCCAGAGCGCUGGCUCAAGAGCCUCGACCCGCCGCAGGAGCGCGAGAUGAGCGGGCUCGGACACCUGAGCUUCGGCACCGGCUCGCGCGCCUGCUCCGGCCAGUUCAUCGCCUCCCGCCUGCUGUACGCCGCCCUCGUGCGCCUGCUCUCCAGCUACAAGCUCGUCGCCAGCGAGGAGGCCCCGCCCAACACGGAUUAUGUCGACUACAACGAGAUCAAGACGGCGCUCGUCGCGAUCCCGAGACACUUCAAGGUUAAGCUUAUCCCGAGGGAUUCGAGCGUUACGGAGGAGUGCUUGAGUUUGGCGGAGCUGAGGACGAAGGAACAUUACAAGGACAGGGUUCAGGGGACUCAAACUAACUAUUACCAGGGGCUUGUAUCCAAUGGCGCAAAGGUAUACCUAGUCGCUCUGCCGGCUGAUCCGAUAGACGAGCAGCUGGCUGAACUUCGUGAGCUGGGGAAAUCUUCCGGCGGCGAGGUCGUGGGUAUCACUUGCGAUGUAUCAUCCAAGCAGUCGAUAUCAGAACUCGCGGCCAAGAUCACUGCUCUAGAGCCGUGCAUCGACCUACUGGUAUCCAAUGCCGGUAUCCGGCGCGACCCCCCUAUCAGCUGCGACGUGCAAGCCGCGCCCCUAGAAGAGCUGCAGGCGUCGAUGUGGUCGUCUGAGCAUUCGGACUGGGCUGCGACUUUCAGCGUGAACACCACCGCGCACUACUUCAUGUCGGUGGCAUUCCUGCCGCUGCUGGCGGCUGCGGCGGCGAAAGGAGGCAGAGAUACGGGCCGUGGCUCGGUUGUCAUAACGAGCUCGUGCGCGAGCAUGCACAAUGUGACGAAUGUCGACUUGACCAGCUAUGCGACGAGCAAGGCGGCUACGGAUCACUUGGUCAAGUUGCUCGCGGCGAAGUUCAGUCGAUUUUAUGUCCGAGUCAACGGUAUCAACCCGGGAUUCGUCCCAAGCAAGAUGAACCCAGUUGGUGAAGAGGGAAACAUAUUUAGCAAUUUGUUCGAUAAGGUCCCGGCAAAGAGAGCCGGAGGAGAAGAGGAUAUCGCCAGCGUGGUCAUUUACCUGGCGAGUCGCGCGGGGGCAUACGUGGACGGAGUUUCUGUAUGUGUAGAUGGUGGUCGCAUAUUAUUAGCGAAUGGGCAAUAA
This is a messenger RNA of Hypoxylon fragiforme, 2463 nucleotides long. Its product is annotated as cytochrome P450. Gene Ontology annotation, molecular function: iron ion binding; heme binding; monooxygenase activity. The transcript is spliced from 8 exons. NCBI's taxonomy places the organism in Eukaryota, Fungi, Ascomycota, Sordariomycetes, Xylariales, Hypoxylaceae. Bases 1 to 2463 code for a protein of 820 amino acids. The record is from RefSeq and is a predicted model, not a curated record.